Molecule: messenger RNA, 1642 nt
Organism: Cyprinus carpio (common carp)
Lineage: Eukaryota; Metazoa; Chordata; Actinopteri; Cypriniformes; Cyprinidae
Product: peptidase inhibitor 15-like
Cellular component (GO): extracellular region
Source: RefSeq, a predicted model, not a curated record
AAGUGUGUAAGAUAGUGCGCUGGCCUCAUGCUGGCUGGAAACGUGCCCUGUUCAGGUAACCGGCGGGUAGCAGAGCACCUUGCGUUUGCCUCCUGGAUCACAGCAGCACAGUAUAAAAGCCAGAGGCAGCAGUGGACAGGAUGAGAGAUCUCCAUCAGGAUAACUGAGACUCACCGAGCUGCUGCUUCACCGCACACUCAAACAGAUACGAACACUUCAACGAUAAUCACUGAUUAUUUACCAAAAAGAAGAAAAAAAAAGAAUGAAGAACAUCAGCUUUUUUACCGACAUGCUGCUUCUACUCAUUGCCAGUGAUGCGAGCGCUUGGAUUAUCAGAAAUGCGACUGAAACGCUCACCGGAACUAAUAUCACUAUCAAUAAAUCGGAAAUGGGGACUGACGGAUUAGCAUCCGUGCCCAAGUCAAGGCGAAAACGGUACAUUUCGCAAAGUGACAUGAUAGCUAUUCUGGACUAUCACAACAAGGUGCGAGCGAAUGUUUUCCCACCUGCAGCCAACAUGGAGUAUAUGGUUUGGGAUGAAGGCCUGGCCAGGUCAGCAGAAGCUUGGGCAGCCAUGUGUAUUUGGGAACAUGGACCUCCUUACCUUCUUAGAUAUCUGGGUCAAAACCUCUCAGUCCGAACUGGCAAUUACCGCUCAAUUCUUCAGUUGGUUAAACCUUGGUAUGAUGAGGUCAGAGAUUAUGUGUUUCCAUACCCACAUGACUGCAAUCCUCGCUGUCCGAUGCGCUGUUACGGACCCAUGUGCACACAUUACACACAGAUGGUGUGGGCAUCAUCAAACAGAGUUGGAUGUGCCAUCCAAACCUGUUACAACAUGGUUGUGUGGGGCGCUGUGUGGAGGGAGGCAACUUACUUGGUCUGCAAUUAUUCUCCAAAGGGCAACUGGAUUGGUGAGGCGCCUUACAGAGUUGGUGUGCCAUGCUCAGCCUGUCCUCCAAGCUACGGAGGUUCAUGCAGCAACAACAUGUGCUUUCCUGCCAUCAACUCAAACUUCAUGUACUGGUUUAAAUAAGAUGUCUGUCAUAUUUUUAAAGGAAUAGUUCACACAAAAUUGAGAAAAAAAAAAAAAAAACAGUCCAUCCAAGAUUUUGAUGAGUUUGUUUAUUUCUCAGAACAAAUUUGGAGAAAUUUAGAAUUACAUCACUUGCUUACCAAUGUAGCGAAUGGGUGCCGUCAAAAUGAGAGUGCAAACAGCUGAUAAAAACAUCAUGAUAAUCCACAAGGACUCCACAUGACUCCACUGGAUCAAAAGCAUCUUGUGACAUGUAAUAAAGAAAUUUAUCAUUAAGAUUUUUAAAAAGACUUCUGGUUAAAAUAGGAGUCCUCUAUCCAAAAUAUUGCAUUUUCCAGUGAAAAAUCAGUAUCUGAGUCUGUAUCAGAAAAGAAAUACGCACUGAUCAAGCAUCGUUUACAAGCAAAAAUAGUCUAAAGCAGUUCUAAACAAAUAUGUCAGUGGAUUUUGAAUGAGAGGACAACAGGGGAAUUACCUUUUCACUUAAGGAAACGUUAUUAUGGAUUAUGGGUAUUUUUGUGCUAGAAACCACAUUUUAAAGUUAAAAGCCUUAAUAAUGGAUUUGUUUCUAACAAACAUGCAGCUUUUCACUUUCCAAGAUAUUAACUG